CCACUCCAAGCUGAGCUGAGCUGAGCAGAGUAGUAGGUUCUUUGGUUUCAGCUCCGGGGCGUGACAUGGAUCCGCCCCAAUUAAACCUCCUCCGACCAGUCCACGGGCAGCCGCUAUAACUCCGCCACCACUCGCGCACCGCAUCUCAGAGCCCACAUCUCGAUCCGUCCAGCAGCCGGCGACGACCAUGGCGGCGGCACUCAAGCGAGCCUACCUCGCCGUCUACAACUGGGCCGUCUUCUCCGGAUGGGCUCAGGUGCUCUACUACGCGGUCACCACGCUGCUCCGGUCGGGCCACCGGGACGUCUACGCCGCCGUCGAGAGGCCGCUCCAGCUCGCGCAGACCGCCGCCGUCCUCGAGAUCAUCCACGGUCUCGUCGGCCUGGUGAGGUCGCCGAUAUCAGCCACGCUGCCGCAGAUCGGAUCGCGGCUCUUCGUCACCUGGGGCAUCCUCUGGAGCUUCCCGGAGACCACCACACACAUUCUCGUGAGCUCCCUGGUCAUCAGCUGGUCCAUCACCGAGAUCAUUAGAUAUUCAUUCUUCGGCACUAAAGAACUUCUUGGAUCUGCCCCAUCGUGGCUUCAAUGGCUUAGGUAUAGCUCUUUCCUAAUCAUGUACCCAACCGGCAUCAGCAGCGAGCUUGGGCUGAUAUACAUUGCUUUGGAGUACAUUAAGGCGUCAGAGAAGUACUCGUUUAGAUUGCCCAACGCAUGGAAUUAUUCGUUUGAUUAUUUUUAUGCAUCAAUCAUGGUGCUUCUAAUUUACGUUCCAGGGAGCCCGCAUAUGUAUACGUACAUGCUUGGGCAGCGCAAGAAGGCUCUCUCAAAGUCGAAGACCAUGUAAAUAGUCACUUCCAAAAGUGGGUACCAAUCGUCCUGUUCAAUGCCUCAUCAGCAAAUCGGCAGCCUGAUCUUGGUGUGCACUAGCUGCAGCAGAGGAUCGUCAAUCUCUGUCAUGUGAAUGUUGCUGAACUUGAAACAAUAUCCAAAUUAUAAGGAUAUGCACUGAUGUAUCUUCAUUUUGUUGUUGUUAAAGACCUUGCGGAAUUCAUGAUCUAUUGAAUUAUUUACCCGA
This is a messenger RNA of Lolium perenne, 1075 nucleotides long. RefSeq names its product very-long-chain (3R)-3-hydroxyacyl-CoA dehydratase PASTICCINO 2A. Gene Ontology annotation, molecular function: 3-hydroxyacyl-CoA dehydratase activity. Lineage: Eukaryota; Viridiplantae; Streptophyta; Magnoliopsida; Poales; Poaceae. The record is from RefSeq and is a predicted model, not a curated record. Gene Ontology annotation, cellular component: endoplasmic reticulum membrane. Gene Ontology annotation, biological process: very long-chain fatty acid biosynthetic process; fatty acid elongation; sphingolipid biosynthetic process.